This is a messenger RNA of Enhydra lutris kenyoni (northern sea otter), 4789 nucleotides long. RefSeq names its product Myb like, SWIRM and MPN domains 1 (gene MYSM1). Gene Ontology annotation, biological process: double-strand break repair. The record is from RefSeq and is a predicted model, not a curated record. Gene Ontology annotation, molecular function: polyubiquitin modification-dependent protein binding; metallopeptidase activity. Gene Ontology annotation, cellular component: BRISC complex; BRCA1-A complex. Bases 1 to 2490 code for a protein of 829 amino acids. NCBI's taxonomy places the organism in Eukaryota, Metazoa, Chordata, Mammalia, Carnivora, Mustelidae. The transcript is spliced from 20 exons.
AUGGCGGCUGAAGAGGCGGAUGUGGAUAUCGAAGGGGACGUGGUGCCAGCUGCGGCACAGCCAGGAAGUGAUGAAAGUACAGCAUCUGUUUUACAAGAUCACUAUCUUGAUUCAUCAUGGAGAACUGAGAAUGGUCUUAUUCCUUGGACUCUGGAUAGCACCAUCAGUGAAGAGAACAGAGCUGUCAUUGAGAAGAUGUUGUUGGAAGAAGAGUAUUACUUAUCUAAAAAAUCACUUCCAGAAAAAUUCUGGCUCGAUCAAAAGGAAGAUGAUAAAAAAUACAUGAAGAGUCUACAGAAAACAGCAAAAAUCAUGGCACACUCUCCUACAAAACCAGCCAGUUACUCAGUAAAGUGGACGAUAGAAGAAAAAGAGCUGUUUGAACAAGGGCUGGCUAAAUUUGGCCGAAGGUGGACCAAAAUUGCAAAGCUAAUUGGAAGUCGCACUGUGUUACAAGUUAAGAGUUAUGCCAGGCAGUAUUUUAAAAAUAAGGUAAAAUUAGAUGGUCCAGAGAAGGAAAUGCCAAAUCAGAAGAGCAGCAGUGAUCUUCAGACUAAAAAUGAAGAUGAAGGCACGAAGGCAUGGACGCCAUCAAGUUUAAGGGGACAUGCUGAUCCCAACUUGAAUGCUAUAAAAAUUGAAAAGUUAUCUGAUGAUGAAGAAGUAGACAUCACAGAUGAGGCAGAUGAGUUGACUUCUCAAGCUCCCCAAAAGAAUCCUAGCAAUGAUGUCUUAUUAAACAUUUCUAAUAGUAAAAGUCAUGAAACCAGUCAAGGGGAGUUUAUUGCUUACAAUCAGGAAGAUUCUGUAUCUGAAUCUUCCAAGGAAUAUUUUCAGAAUAUAAAGCAAGGUGAGAUGGAAGCACUUUCAAGUUCAGGAAGUAAAUUUUGGACUGAAAAACAGAGCAUUAGUGACAAAAAAUCAGUUGAAUUAAAUGAUCAGAAAUGUAAUAAACUGAUGAAAAACUCUGAAAAACAUGAUGGAAAUGGAAUAAUAGAUGAUGCGGGGCCAUUGCCUUCUCCAGAGCCUUGUGAAAUUCAGAAAGACUUGUGUGAUAAUGAAAUGCUUUUUCAUUCUUCCUGUCAAAUGGAGGAGGAGAGCCAUGAGGAAGAAGAGCUUAAGCCACCAGAACAAGAAGUAGAAAUAGAUAGAGAUACCAUUCAAGAAGAAGAAAAACAAGCAAUUCCUGAGUUUUUUGAGGGGCGCCAAGCUAAAACACCAGAACGCUAUUUGAAAAUUAGGAAUUACAUUUUGGAUCAGUGGGAGAUAUGCAAACCGAAAUACUUAAAUAAGACCUCAGUACGUCCUGGCCUGAAGAACUGUGGGGAUGUUAAUUGUAUUGGACGGAUUCAUACAUACCUCGAGUUGAUAGGAGCAAUCAAUUUUGGAUGUGAACAGGCUGUAUACAACAGGCCACAACCGGUUGACAAAGUACGAGUCAGAGACCGAAAAGAUACAGUGGAAGCAUACCAGCUUGCACAGCGUCUGCAGUCUGUGCGCACAAGGAGACGUAGGGUCCGAGACCCAUGGGGAAAUUGGUGUGAUGCAAAAGACUUAGAAGGACAAACUUUUGAGCAUCUCUCUGCUGAGGAAUUGGCAAGAAGAAAAGAGGAAAAAUGUAAACCUGUUAAAUCCUCAAAAGUACCAAGACCAACAAAAAGCUCAUUUGAUCCCUUCCAACUGAUACCUUGUAAUUUUUUCAGUGAAGAAAAGCAGGAGCCAUUUCAGGUGAAAGUGGCUUCAGAAGCACUUUUAAUAAUGGAUUUGCAUGCUCAUGUUUCUAUGGCAGAAGUGAUUGGUCUGUUAGGAGGAAGAUACUCAGAAGUUGAUAAAAUAGUUGAAGUCUGUGCAGCAGAGCCAUGUAACAGUCUGAGUACAGGACUACAGUGUGAGAUGGAUCCUGUCUCGCAAACACAGGCCUCAGAGACCUUGGCUGUGAGAGGCUAUAGUGUUAUUGGAUGGUAUCAUUCCCAUCCUGCCUUUGAUCCAAAUCCUUCCUUACGAGAUAUUGACACUCAAGCCAAAUACCAGAGUUACUUCUCCAGAGGCGGUGCAAAAUUCAUUGGAAUGAUCAUUAGUCCUUAUAAUCAAAACAAUCCUUUACCUUAUUCCCAGAUUACCUGCCUGGUUAUAAGUGACGAAAUUAGCUCAGAUGGCUCUUACCGGUUACCUUACAAAUUUGAAGUACAGCAGAUGCUGGAAGAACCUCAGUGGGGAUUAGUGUUUGAAAAGACAAGAUGGAUAAUAGAAAAAUAUCGGCUCUCCCAUAGCAGUGUCCCUAUGGAUAAAAUCUUUCGCCGGGAUUCUGACCUUACUUGUUUGCAGAAACUUUUGGAGUGUCUGAGGAAAACUCUGAGCAAAGUGACUAAUUGCUUCAUUGCUGAAGAAUUCUUAACUCAAAUAGAAAAUUUAUUCCUUUCCAAUUAUAAAAGCAAGCAAGAGAAUGGAGGGACUGAAGAGAACUGUGCUGUAGUCCAAAGGAAUUGUUAAUGUAAUUAUUUUAAAGGAAGACCUUCUGAUUUUGACAUCCUUCUUUGCAAGUAAUAACCUUGAAAGUAUUGUAACUCAGCUAAUGGUGGCACAACUUUAAUAUUUUCUCUCUAGUCAUCAAAAUCCAAACUUUCCCACAUAAAUCCCGUGACACUUGUUUUCACACAGCGGUUAUCAGAGUGCGGUGUGAAGCAGGGUGUGCCGCAGUCUGCAGUGCCACCAUGGCCAGCAGGCGCUACAGGGGACUCUGAAGGGCUGUCUGCUUUACUGCUGUAUUCAGGUUGAUAAAUGCAAUGUGUCUCUAGUAUUUAUUUCUCCCCAAACUAGUCAUUCCACUUUUGGUACCUCGUGUCUGUGUCUCAUUAGGAGCACCUCCAUUUUUGCCAUGUCUUCUGGUGAGAUUUUGUCUCUGGUUGCAAAUGAAAUGUGGAUGGAUGGUCACUGAGGUAAUGAACUUGGAUGAGAACUAGUGGCGCAGGAAAUCUAACAAUGCACUGCAGGAGGCCAGGGGAGGCCUACGGCCAAAGUCUAACAGAGAAGAGACCAACGGAGAGAAUCAGAUUGCCGGUUUUUCAGUUAUAGAUCUUUGUUUCCAUUUUACUUUAUAGCAAUAAUACUAGAGGCUGUGCCAUUGUCUCAGCUAGCUGAAACAUUUAAUAUGGAUUUCAGAUACAUAAAAUAAUUAGCUUCAACUCUAUGUCCACUUGGUAUGUGUGAUAAAACCUCAUUUAAUCCAAACACAGAUAAUCAUAAUUCUCAAACUAGAUUUUCUACUACCUACUAUCAGGAGAAAGAGGCAGAUUUUAAUAAUGCUUAAAUAUUAAAUCGGAGACUUAAUUUUAAAAAGAAGAAAACCUUCUAGGACAUACUACAUAUCUAGUCCGGUUUCAUAUAUUUUCUAAAUCUAGAACAGAUGUCAGCAAAACUUUUUAUGUAAAGGGACAGUUAGACAAAAACUUAGGCUUUGCAGGUCACAUACUGUCUCUAUCAGACAUUCUUUUUUAUUUUUUUUUUACAGUCCCUAAAAAAUGUAAAGCCAUUCUUAUUACUUCAUGAGCCUCACAAAGAAUGGGUUGCUGGCCUUUAUCUUCCAGUCCCCGCUCUAGAGAAUUAUAAACAUUUGUAAUUUAUUUUCAGGUAUGUGAACUUGAGACACUGAAAGGCCUUAUUUACGUCAUCUUCAAACAACAACAAAACUUAGAAUUAUGAUUUACAUUUAAAUAUAUUUUCAAGUAAAAUUAGCAGUCGUGCUGCCUCAUUUGCACAGAUAGAUUUGAGUUUAUUUCUGUGAGCCAUAGAACGGUUUAUACCCAACCUCCAAGCACUCUUACUAGUAAACAGUUUACACCUUAUCUGGAUAUGGUUCUGUGUUUUUACCUUUUUUGGUUGUAAUCAUUAGCCAUGGAAGAAUAUGGCAGUGUUUGAGAGAGCAGUGAACCAGUUCUAGAUGGCCUGCCUAUGUCUUGACUCAACCCUGUGACUUCAUGGUGGUGGAGUGGGGGGCAUAGGGAAUAUAAGCUGACUCCUAUCUAAAUUCUUGUGCACCUGAGGGCUAAGUUAUCUUCCUGACAACCUUCCAGGUCUAAAAUGCAUUUCUCUAUAUGUAGGUAGGAUAAACAAUGAAACAUAACUUAUAACACAGUUACCUUUACGACUGGGGGAGGUAAGAGCUGCAGACCAAACAUUGGGAAACCGGAGUCUUCAUCCUAAUUCUAUUACCAACUUCCCUCUGUGGCAGAGAUAAUGUCAUAUAAUCUGUAUGGGCCCCAGGCUCUUCACCUAUAUAAUCCAUGGGUCUAAAUUUUAUGGCUUUGUUUCUCCUUCCAAAUACAGAAAGUCUGCAAUUCUGUGAAAGGUAGUAAUUGAUUCCUUGGUACUCUUCCUUUUGACACGUUUUUCUCAUUGUAUGUGUGGCACACAUCCUAGAAGUUGGUAUGAAAUAGCUCUCUUGAUUGACAUUUCCCUGCAAUUUUGAUUAAUUUCAGUGAUGGAAAAUAAUGGAAAUUGCUAAAAAUUCUGUUUUCCAAUCUGGGUCCCCUGCAUGCCAGUAGUUAAGAUAUUUACUAACCUAAGCCAUACCGUGAGGAACUCAAAGAUGGUAAUCCUCAGAGGUUACAGUUUGGAGAGCACAAUUUUAUAAGCAAUACUGAGUAUUUUUUUUUCUGAUGCUAGAGUAUGUUUAUCUCAAAAUAUUUUUUUAAAAAACAGAAACAUAAAAAUAUAAAUCCUAUUAUCUGGAAAACCACAGGUAAUAUUUUAGUAUAAAUUCUUCCCCCUUUUUUCCCUUGGGCUAUGUCAU